This is a messenger RNA of Salarias fasciatus (jewelled blenny), 4015 nucleotides long. It is a transcript of the gene pak6, whose product is annotated as p21 (RAC1) activated kinase 6. The coding region runs from base 517 to 2619 and encodes 700 amino acids. Gene Ontology annotation, molecular function: ATP binding; protein serine/threonine kinase activity. NCBI's taxonomy places the organism in Eukaryota, Metazoa, Chordata, Actinopteri, Blenniiformes, Blenniidae. The transcript has 9 exons. The record is from RefSeq and is a predicted model, not a curated record. Gene Ontology annotation, biological process: protein phosphorylation.
AGCGAAAGACAGCGAAGGAGAGGGAGAGAAGGAGGGGGGAUGGAUGGAAGGAGCUAUAUGGGGCCGUGAUAUUCUCUCCUCCUGGAUGCUGCCGUUCCUUUUCAUGGCUUUGUCCCUCCUUUGUACGGCCCGUCCGUGUCCCCGGGAGCAGGCACCGGCGCACGGACCAGCACUCAGCGGCGGAGCCGGGGAUGAAUCAGCCCCAACAAAGAGCCUUUGAGAUGGCAGUGUGUGCUCCUGCCUGGAGGGAGGAACGCAUCAGGCUUUCCCAGGCAAGCGGCAGCCUGCAGUGUGCUCUCGCCUGAGAUCCAGUCAUCCUCGCCGCUGCGUGUGGAGAGAGGCUCCGGCGUGUAUGUCUGCGUGUGAGCGCAUGAGUGUGUGAAUAAUAGUGCAUGUGAGUGUGUAUGUGCACACACUCUCGCUUCCAAUCCUUCCUGGAGGAGAGAGGUUCUCCUCUUCACUGGACAGCAAGGCACAUUUUGAAGCGGGCAGGCUGUCGCCUUGCUGGACUUGAGGAUGUUUCGCAAAAAGAAAAAGAAGAGGCCUGAGAUAUCGACGCCCAAGAACUUCGAGCAUCGCGUCCACACGUCGUUCGACGCCAAGCGCGGCUGCUUCAUCGGCCUGCCGACGCAAUGGCAGAGCCUGAUCGAGAACCUGCGGAGGCCCAAGCCCAUGGUGGACCCUUCCAGGAUCACAGAGGUGGAGCUGAGGCCAAAGAAGACCAUCGUGCGUGGGAGCAUGGUCGGCCACGGAGACUACAUCGCGGCCAUGAUCAACGACAUGAGCCGCCUGUCUGUGACCAGCUCCAACUCCCUGCGGAAGAGCAGCCCCUCGGCCAGGAAGCGGGCCCAGUCCCUGGGCCGGCUGGGGGAGGUGAACGAGGGGGACGCGUACCAGUACGAGGGCCUGACGCAGGACGACGACGACGAUGACGACGACGACGAAGACGCGGGUAUGGAUCAGUGGCGGGAGAAGGCCAGGAACAUCCACAGCGAGACCAACACCCCGUACCUGGGCAUGAAGAAGAGCAUCACUCUGCAGCCCAACGGGAUCCUACCAAAGGCCAAGUCCACCUAUGAGGUUGGAGUCACCUGCCUGGAAGGACCCCCGCAGCCCCCUCCGUUCCAGAACGUCCAGCCGCCGAGUCACGGGACCUACAUGACGGGCGAUUUGGGGAGUCCUCAGGAAAGAGUGAUCUGGAAGAGGGACUUCCAGCUGCCCCGGGGGAUGCCGCCUAACCAGAGACCCGUAGCCUGUUUUUACAGUCCGAACGUGGCUGUGCAGCAGCCCCACAGCGAUCAAGGAACAGUUACCACGGAGCUCCGGCCCAGCGUGCCGAUGUACGUGCACCCUCAGAACAGCCCCGGGAGGCCCUUCUCUUCAUAUGACCUCAAAGCAGACUCGACAGUGAGGUACCACUCUGGGUUCCUGCCCACUGGCACCAGCAGUCCUCUCGUCGGGGGAAUCAGACCCCAGCGGACCGUGCGAUCCUCGGCCAGCUACACCCUGGGCCUGUCUCCCAACAUGGGGCUGAGGCCCAGCGGACCGGACCCCUUCCUCAGACACUCCGGAUGCCCCAACCCCCCCUACCCUCGGCAGGACAGUCCUUCCCAGCCCCGGCCCUCCCCGACGGGCUCGCUGGCCACCAGUCCGCCCGGCACCUGCUCCCCGGCCUUCAGGCCCCCGCAGCAUCCUUCGCCCAGACCGCCUCCCGACCCGCCCAAGGUGACGCACGAGCAGUUCAAAGCGGCCCUGCAGAUGGUGGUGGACAAGGGCGACCCCCGGUCCUACCUGGAGAACUUUGUGAAGAUCGGGGAGGGCUCCACGGGGGUGGUGUGCAUCGCUACGGAGAAGCACAGCGGCCGGCAGGUGGCGGUGAAGAUGAUGGACCUUCGGCGGCAGCAGAGACGAGAGCUGCUCUUCAACGAGGUGGUCAUCAUGAGGGACUAUCAGCACAGGAACGUGGUGGAGAUGUUUAAGUCUGCCCUGGUGGAGGAGGAGCUCUGGGUCAUCAUGGAGUACCUGCAGGGUGGAGCACUCACCAACAUCGUGUCUGAAACCAGGCUGAGCGAGGAGCAGAUUGCUACAGUGUGUGAAGCUGUUCUGCAGGCCCUGGCCUAUCUCCACUCACAGGGAGUCAUCCACAGAGACAUCAAGAGCGACUCCAUUCUGCUCACACUGGACGGGAGGGUAAAACUGUCAGACUUUGGCUUCUGUGCUCAGAUCAGUAAGGACAUCCCUAAGAGGAAGUCACUGGUGGGGACGCCUUACUGGAUGGCUCCCGAGGUCAUUUCCAAAUCGCCAUAUGGCACCGAGGUGGAUGUGUGGUCGAUGGGGAUCAUGGUGGUGGAGAUGGUGGACGGAGAGCCGCCAUACUUCAGCGAAACCCCAGUAGCGGCGAUGAAGAGGCUCAGGGAUGAGCCCGCUCCGAGUGUACGAAAUGUCAGCCAGGUCUCACCAGUUCUGAAAGACUUCCUGGACCGCAUGCUGACCCGGGACCCCCUGGAGCGGGCCAGCGCCACCGACCUGCUGGAGCACCCCUUCCUGCUGCAGAGCGGUUCACCUCAGUGCCUGGUCCCGCUGGUGGAGCAGUACCGCAAGCGCAUGUCCCGCUGCUGACCCCGCCGUGGUUCCGGUUCCCCAAGAGCCCGCCCUCCUGUCUGACCGCUCCGGGCCUCGAAGAGGACUCGCGCAGGGGUCCGGCACCUCUAGCAAGCAAGCCAACCGGGGGCUCAUCGGCUCCCAAGCGACGCAAACGCAGGCGGCAUUUUUUUGCUGCCGUCGGUGUGCGGGUGGCGGGAGGCGAGUUCGGUAAACAGACACCGCAUGGUCUCGGGCAUGAGAGAAGCACUUUAGGAGUGAGUUCCAGGCAGCAUGCAGCUCCUCACCUCUCGACUCAAUCCAAAUAUUGAUUGGCUUCCUGAAAUAUUCAAUGGGAUUCAACUCAGCACAACAUGGUGCAUAUCAAACUGAUAGUAGGAGUCAAUAAUUCAAGUAUGUAUCAGACAAAAAAAAAAAAAUCCUUUAUAGUUUUCAUAGUGGGCUUUAUGGCUGGCUGUGUGAAGCCUGUGAAUCUGGUAUCAGACUCGAACCUCAGACGCUCAUUGUGACAUUAUUGAGCCAGGGUCAAGUUACCUCUUGCACACUCUCACUCUGUGAAAAGUGGACAAAAACCUGGUCGAUACACACUCUUUGCAUGGCCAAAUGGAGGCACACCUGGCCUGAUGUGAAUGCUUGAAUAUGUACCAAACUGGGAUGUGAAAGACAAUUCUCCUUUAUUAGCAUAAUAAAUGGGUAGAUGAAAGCCCAGCUGCUACUAUUGGGCUAUUGGAAAAACCACCAAUACCAUAUAUAUCUUUUUCAUAUUUAUUCUUUAUUUCCAAAAAGGUGUUGUGGAUUGUUUGUAUGAUGUGAAGUUACAAAUAAGGUUUCAUUGUUAGGUAUGGACUUGAAACAUAAGCAGAUAAAUAAUUUAAUAAUGUAAAUAAAAACAAUGAAUAGUUCCUCAUAACUGCUGAUUCACUGCAGUAAAUUAUAUGGAAACAAUUUGAAAUGUUACUUUUCUUUGAUGAAAUGUGUGUAUAUAGUUGUAUGCGUGUGUGCGCGCGAGAGAGCGAGUGUGUGCGAGGCGACGUCUCACUGUUUGCUUCUGAUACAGCCCCCUUUGUAUUGUGACAGACUUUUUAAAAAAAAAAAAAAAUCACGAGGUGUGCGAGUGUGAGUGUGUGUGUGUGUGUGUGUGUGUGUGUGUGUGUGUGUGUGUGCGUGUGUGUCGCUCUGAGAGGCGAUCUGUGCGACUGUAUUUGCAUUUGUUUGCCUAGAUAAAGCACACAGGCCUGGCAUGUGAUGCUGCAGGACGUCCGCCUGCUGAGAAACACUUUGCACAUAGUCUUUGUAAUCGGACACGGACACAUGUUGACAUGUUUCAUGUAUUUCUAUUUCUGUGUGAGAUCACUCAUGAAAAAGAGAAUUACUCAUUUUAAUUUUGUACAAAUGAAUAAAUAAUGCAUACCGA